Hemicordylus capensis (graceful crag lizard) is the source of this 2321-nucleotide messenger RNA. RefSeq names its product adrenoceptor beta 3 (gene ADRB3). Gene Ontology annotation, molecular function: beta1-adrenergic receptor activity; norepinephrine binding; epinephrine binding. NCBI's taxonomy places the organism in Eukaryota, Metazoa, Chordata, Lepidosauria, Squamata, Cordylidae. The transcript is spliced from 3 exons. The record is from RefSeq and is a predicted model, not a curated record. Gene Ontology annotation, cellular component: membrane. Gene Ontology annotation, biological process: positive regulation of heart contraction; norepinephrine-epinephrine-mediated vasodilation involved in regulation of systemic arterial blood pressure; adenylate cyclase-activating adrenergic receptor signaling pathway. Bases 167 to 1516 code for a protein of 449 amino acids.
UCGCCCGCGCCUUCAGUCUUCCCAGGAGCAUGGGCCGGGACGCCGAGGCAGAAAGCCCCGAGCGGUGUCCGCCGCGCACGGCGCCCGCGCUGCCGACGCCAGCCUUGCGGGCCCGCUAAAGCCGUCGAGGGAGAUCACAGGCCACCCGCGCGCCCCGUCUGCAGGGAUGGCGUCCGCUUGGCCCCUUAACGGGACCUGCUGGGAACAGGACUGGCCGUCGGAAGAUGGGCGCAAUUCCUCCGGGGAGGCGGUCCGACUCAGCCGGCAGGGGGCGCUGGGGGCCGCCCUCAGCUUGGCCGUGCUGGUGACGGUGGGAGGCAACCUGCUGGUCAUCCUGGCCAUCGCCAAGACGCCUCGCCUGCAGACCAUGACCAAUGUCUUCAUCACUUCCCUGGCCUGCGCCGACCUCAUCAUGGGCUUGCUGGUGGUGCCUCCGGGGGCCACGCUGGUGAUGUGCGGCCGCUGGCCCUUUGGCACCACGGUGUGCGAGCUGUGGACCUCUCUGGACGUGCUGUGCGUGACGGCCAGCAUCGAGACCUUGUGCGCCAUCUCCGUGGACCGUUACCUGGCCAUCACAGCGCCGCUGCAGUACGAAGCCCUGGUGACUAAGGGCCGCGCGCGGGGCGUGGUCUGCCUGGUGUGGGCCAUCUCGGCCUUCAUCUCCUUCCUCCCCAUCAUGAACCACUGGUGGCGCAACGAGGCGGACACGGAGGCACUGCGGUGCUACGCGGACCCCGGCUGCUGCGACUUCGUCACCAACAUGCCCUACGCCAUCCUCUCCUCCAUCAUCUCCUUCUACGUGCCCUUGCUGGUCAUGAUCUUUGUCUACGCGCGGGUCUUUGCCGUGGCCUCGCGGCAGCUUCAGCUGAUCGAGAAGGACAAAGGGAGGUUCGCCCAAGAGGCCCCCAAGGGCCCUCGCCGCAGGAGGCCCUCCCGGCUGCUCUCGGCCAUCAAGGAGCACAAGGCCCUCAAAACCUUGGGCAUCAUCAUGGGCAUCUUCACCCUCUGUUGGCUGCCCUUCUUUGUGGCCAACGUCAUCAAGGUCUUUGCUAGGCCCCUCAUCCCUGACCAGCUCUUCCUCUUCUUCAACUGGCUGGGAUAUGUCAACUCUGCCUUCAACCCCAUCAUCUACUGCCGCAGCCCUGACUUCAGGUGUGCCUUCAGGAAGCUCCUGUGUUGCCCUCGAAGUGCCGACCGCCGCCUCCAUGCUGUCUCCAAGGACCUACAAAGGUGCCCGUGUGCCUUCAGCCCUCGGGCGCCCUCGGAGAAGGAGAGCAAGCUGAUGGCGACAGCGGCCGGGGAGGAGGAAGAGGAAGAGGAUGGGAGCUCCAGCAGUGCCAGCAGCCGCUCCAGCAGUAGGACUGGGGAGAGCAAGCUCUCGCCCCAGGCCAGCAAUGGACUUGGCUGUGCCCAGAGGCCGCUUGGGGAAGCCCAGCUCCAAGGCACCCAGAUCACGCUGUGCUCACAGCUGGACGAAUUUCCCUCCAAAGAAAUAAGAGAAGGGCAUGGAAAGUAAUUAAAGAAGCAUGGAAAGAGAAGCCUGUCUCCAGUGACAACCCAGCUGUGAGGAAGCUGUUCCAUCCGCUACUGUCUUCCCUCCCAAAUAAUUACCCCCAGUUCUAUUUCAGUGUUAACAACUUGGACUCCAGCAGGGGAAAUACAAUUCCCCCUUUUAUUCCAGUUUCUCCUCUUUCCCCCCAAAUUGGGAAUAGCUAUUGUGUGCUUCCCAUCAAGAGUAAAGGUGCUGCAAUUUAUCCAGAUCUUCUAGAGAUGGUUAUUUUAGUUCAGGAGGGACAGAAUCCCAGAAUAACCCGCACUUAUUUGUCAUUUACUGUAUUUACCUGGAUCCAAUACUAGGUUUCCCCCAAGUUCCUUAAUGUUAGUAAUGGGGGCGGGGGGGUCAUCUUAAAUUUAGUGUCUUCCUUCUUUUUUAGUAAAUAGUAUAAACCUUAUAUUUAACCCAUAUUUUAAAGGAGAUUGUCUUAAAUUCAAGGUGGUCUUCUAUUCGGGUAAAUACGGAAUGUACAGCCAACUGUGUGCCAGGUACUGUACAUAAUGAGUACUUAAGAAGAACCUUGCUGGAUCAGACCCAAGGCCUAUUGAGUCCAGCAGGACAUGGAGGCAUGUCCCCUCUCACUCCUGCAAAUGGUAUUCAGAGGUAUACUGCCUCUGGAUCAAGUAGCCUAUAGCCAUCCUGACUAGUAGUGCUGUCUUCCUAGAAUUUGCCUAAGCCCCUUUUAGAGCCAUCCAAGCUGACGGCCAUUACCACAUCCUAUAGCAAAGAGUUCCACAGAUCUGGACACUGUGUAACACUGUGUAAA